CCAAUGGACAUGCACCUCACGCGACAACGACUCUGUCGUAUAGGGCGCCGCUAUAGUUUCCAAUUGAGCACAUCGAAUCGAGCUGCACUCUUAAAUCUCUCAAUGAACUUUGAUUGUUCUUGACUUUGAUCAUACUCUUAAUUAUACGUGAACUUGCAAGCAAGCAACAUGCUAUUCCGCAAUGCGGCAGCGUUCUUGCUCCACCUCUUUGCUCUCGCUCAAUCACUGCCCACUGAUCAACAACCUUUGCAAGAUUCGGUCCCUGAUGGUCUUUUGAAUGUUAGAGCUCAGCUCUUUCGUGCCGAAAUCAUUCCAACGGUUAUUGAUGACUUCCUCCCUCUGAUUGAACUAUCAGUCACCUGGGACAAGAAGAACAAAGCAUCCCUGGGCAACACCUUGAAGCCCAAAAAGCUGCAAGACCAACCAGCGAUUUCUCUCCAUGAAGACAGACACCCCGAUGGCCGUACGGCUACAGACAUGACGUUCAUUGUUGCUCUUACCGAUCCUGACGCACCUUCCCGUGAUGACCCAAAGUGGUCGGAGAUGUGCCACUGGAUAGCUACGAAUGUGUCGUUGUCAGAGAAGACGGUGUCAAUUCUUCCCGUUCCUUACUUCGGUCUUGAGGAGGAGAUUGCCAACAAUAAGGGCAAGGGUCACCAUCUUGAUGAGUUGGUCCCGUACAAACCUCCUGGUCCGCCGCCAAAGACAGGCAAGCACAGAUACGUGUUCCUGGUAUUCGGGCCUAGGAACGGGACAACAUCGCCGUUGAACUUGACGAAGCCGAAAGAUCGUCAGCAUUGGGGGACUGGGGAAGAAAGGAAGGGUGUCAGGCAGUGGGCCGCGGAGAAUGGACUCGUGCCCAUUGGAGCGAACUUCAUCUAUGCUCAAAACAAGAAGCAGUGAGCCCGGGUUCUCUCCAGGUCAUGCCCAUCGAAGUAAAAUUUCUCCUCGCGGAAGGCGAACAAGGCGUUAGGUUGGUCAUCAAAAGUUAUGAUGUAUCUUUCUCUUCGACCAAGUGCACAAACACUUCAUUGUUUCAUAAGCGUAAAUAUUCGGGCUCGUUACUUGUUAAAACAGCAUGUAUCACCAAAAAGGUCUGAUUCUGGCCACUUUCUCGUGUCUUCCUGGUGCGUUGUUGGAGUGUCCCGGUCUAUGCCGUAUAGCAUUUACGUUUCACGACAAAUCGUUUUUAUGAGAGGUACUCCGUAGUCGAGGGUCGAGUCGAAUAAUGAACGUAUGUACUACCAACUAUGCGGCACAAAUCAUAACUACUCCUACCCCGCGGAAGUCGUGACACUA
This is a messenger RNA of Aaosphaeria arxii CBS 175.79, 1299 nucleotides long. Its product is annotated as PEBP-like protein. Gene Ontology annotation, biological process: regulation of proteolysis; regulation of Ras protein signal transduction. The coding region runs from base 169 to 903 and encodes 244 amino acids. The record is from RefSeq and is a predicted model, not a curated record. Gene Ontology annotation, molecular function: phospholipid binding; peptidase inhibitor activity. The transcript has 4 exons. NCBI's taxonomy places the organism in Eukaryota, Fungi, Ascomycota, Dothideomycetes, Pleosporales.